Saprolegnia diclina VS20 is the source of this 2317-nucleotide messenger RNA. RefSeq lists its product as hypothetical. The coding region runs from base 35 to 2284 and encodes 749 amino acids. The record is from RefSeq and is a predicted model, not a curated record. Gene Ontology annotation, molecular function: protein binding. Gene Ontology annotation, cellular component: kinesin complex. Lineage: Eukaryota; Oomycota; Saprolegniomycetes; Saprolegniales; Saprolegniaceae. The transcript has a single exon.
UGCGAAACCAAGAGUCUAUUUAAGCGCAGGUAGCAUGGUGGCGCCGCUGGGCGUCACGCUCUCGUUCUUGGACGAUUUCAUCGAGUCGCACGGCGGGUUUGACGUCUUUGCGACGCUAACGACGCGCGACGUCAACUUGCAGUUUCUCCAGCCGCUCACGGCCUCGUCGCAGCUCUCACUCGUGGACCAGCUCACGGUAGCCCAUGCGGACGUCCUCCCCGCGCGCUACUACGUCUCGCACGCGUGGCCGUACCUCUUUGUCGACGUCGUCGAGAGCCUCCACGUCUUCUUCAGCGACAAGCCAAGCGCCGACGCGGUCGUGUGGCUCGACCUCUUUUGCAACUCACAGCACGCCAACACGGACUUUGCGAGCCUGACGCGGAUCAUUUCGUCUGCGAUUGGCGCGAUCCAGCGCGUCGUCAUGGUACUGCUGCCGUGGGACCGGCCGAUUCCGCUCACGCGCGCGUGGUGCGUCUACGAAGUGUACGUGGCCGUCGCAUCGCGCAGCCACUUUGACGUGGCCAUGACGGAGGCCGAGACCAACCGGUUCACUGCGCACGCGAGCGUCGAGUCGUUCUUUGACAUGCUCGGGCACGUCAAGAGCGAAGCGUCCGAGUCGUACGACCCUAGCGACAAGGCGCAGAUCGUCGCCACGAUUCACAGUACGAUCGGCUUUCGAGACAUGGACACAAUGGUGUUUCGCGUGUUUGAAAACUGGAUGACAAGCACGCUCUUGGCCAAAGUGGACGCGACGCCGCAGACGCUCGGGCGGUCGAAUUGGCGCUUCAAGCUUGGCUCGUUGUACCACGUGCAAGGCAAGUACGACCUCGCCGAAGCUGCGUUUGACGCGUGCGUGUCUGCGCGCCUCACGCUGCUCGGCGGCGACCACCCGGAAACGCUGUCGGCCCAAGCACAUCUCGCGCGCACGUACAAGGCCCAAGGCAAGUACGCCAUCGCGGCGACGCUCUUACGGCAGUGCCACGACGUGAGUAAGCGCACGGGGCAGGAAGAAUCGCCAACAGCACUUCUCGUGCUCGACACGCUCGCGGCGACACACCAGUGCCUCGGGCAGUACGGCGAUGCGGAAGCGCUUUUUGAAUCGUGCUUGACCAAUCGGAGGCGGACGCUCGGGGAUGCCCACCAAAGCACGAUGGUCACGAUGGGCAACCUCGCGAGCUUGUACCAAGCCCAAGGCAAGUAUGAGCUCGCGGCGCCGCUCUACGAGCGCUGCUUGGCAGCGAGCAUCGCCAGCGUCGGCCACGACAACCCCAACACGCUGAUACUGAGAAACAACGUGGCAGUCAACAAGAGCGCGCUGCAUGACUAUGCGUCGGCCGAGGUUUUGUACGCACAGUGCCUUAGCGACAGCGAGCGCAUCCUUGGGCCCGACCACCCGAGUACACUGGCCACGAUGAACAACCUUGCGGCUACGUAUUACCACCAGCGAAAGUUGGAGGUGGCCGAGACGCUGUAUACGCAGUGCCUUGGCGCCUGCCAGCGCGUGCUGGGCGACACACAUCCCCAGACACUCUCGGCCAUGAACAACCUCGCCGCACUUCUCAAAGACGCUGCCAAGUUGGACGACGCCGAGAAGCUCUACUUGAAGUGUGUGGCCGCCAACACCAACGUGAUGGGGGCUUGCCAUCCUCAGACGCUCACGUCCAUGAGCAACCUUGCCAUUCUGUAUGAUCGCCAGGGAAAGCUCGUCGAGGCCACGUCGCUUCUCGUGCCGUGUUUGGCACGCCGCCGCGAUGUGCUGCCACCCGACCAUCCGAGCCUCAUCCACACGAUACGGGAGCUCGGAUGGCUCUUUGAAAAGCAAAAGGACUUUGCCGCUGCCCAGCCUCUUCUUGCCGAGUAUGUCGAGCUUCAGGGCCGCCGCGUCGGGUCGCCCACCAACGACGUCCUCCAGCGCAAGUGCAGCCUUGCCGAGUGCUAUACGCAGACCAAAAACUUGCCAGCUGCCGAGAUGAUGCUGCUCGAGUGCGUGGCGGGCGCCAAAUGCAUGCACGGGGAGGCGGCCCCCGAAACCCUCAAGAUCGUUGCGCAGCUCGAGGACUUUUAUGUGACCAAUCUCGCGAGUGCCAUCACGGCCAAGGACUGGACAUUUAUCGCUCACUAUCGCCAGGCGCUCGAAAGCUUUGGGAAAACCAACGUCCUCAGCGACGCGACCAAGCACCAGAUCGAGAGCUCCAAGCACUUGAUGCCUGUGGGGACGCCGCGCAAGGUCAUCAAAUCCCUGAUAGUGUCGCCCCGCGCCGAAGCUCUACAAGAAAAACCCUAGUCCUCGUCAAUAUAUGCGUUCCAUCUCGCGAUA